CUCCAGAAUAUUGCGACAUCCAACAACUUGAUUUCCAUACUCGGGGGAGUCAAUUAGCCACAAUGCGACGAAUAACACGAUUGCGACGGCCAUCCGGCCUGUCUGCCAACAUCACUCGGUCCCAAAUUGCGCCUCUAGUCGGACAAUCCCCGUCCGUAUCCUCCCACAAUAUCUCGACCUCACCCCGCAGACCUAUACCAACAGCGAGUCUUCAAAGCCCUGCAUUCGCCCGUCUCUACUCGACAGAAAAACAGCCCCCCAACUCUCAGAGCCCCAGUUCCGAGGCCGAAAAGCCGCAAGAAGGCGAACAGUCCAAAGAGCUAGCCCUAUCCGAAUCCGAAUCCACAUCCAAAGUCGCCGAAGAAGACCCCGAAGAAGCCUUGGAAGAAUAUUCGGAAGAACCCCAAUGGACGACUUUCAUCCCCCCACCUCACCAGCGCACAUAUACCGAGCGUGCGGACGAGGUGUCAGACAAGACCUACAAGCCCGCGCUCCUGGAUGACGGGCUCGAGGUUGUCGGCGGCACAGAGCGUUGGUGGAGCAAGCUAGAGCACUGGCCCAAGUCGGCUAACUUCAUUAGCUUCCGGCCGCACGAUAAGGUGCAUGGUGAUGAGUUCCUAGAGGCUGCGGUGAGGAGGGCUGUGGUCGAGGCCUUUGCGCUGAAGCAGGCUGGGAAGGAGGGGGCGUUGGUGGCAAAAUGGCCUAUCAAGGGACAGGCCGAGAUGAACGAGGCGCUGAAAGUGCAGCUGAGUGUUAAACCGGAUGGAGGAGUGGCGUUGGAGGGUAACGUGAAGGCGGUUUUGGAAGCGCUGGUUGAGGAUGCGGCAGAGCAUACUCCGAGAAGGCCGGCGCUUCCCAUCGAGGAACUCACGACGUAUCGAUCGGCUUGGGGGAAGGACUGGAAGACGGUUUCUCUAGCCGAUCCGCGGAUCAAGUUCGCCGUUACGAAACGCAUCUUCCAACUCACGGGCCACCGCAUCCAGGACUUCCAACUCUCAGGCAUCACCAACGUCCAGACGCUGCUCCACGUGGUCCAAAAGCCGGCGAAGCCAAAGACGCUAACGCAGGAGAUCCAAGAAAAGCGCCAGGACCUAACGCAGCUACCAAACGUGUUCGUGGCUGCGAAGCGCAUCACGCGCGGCGACAAGGAGAAGGCCGUCGGCAGGUUCAAGCUCAUCGAGGAGCAAUAUAAGAAGAGACAACUGCCUCUGGUUGGCCACGGAUCCGCCUCUACGAACAUGGAGAUUCCGAGGAUGCUCGGCGCUAAGUAGGCUAAUCACUCAUACGAGGAAUCUAACUCUGUAUAUUACACGAAUAUGGACGUUUUUAUGCUCCUGUAGAUAUAGGACAAUGACCAUGUCGCGUUGUAGUCUACCAUAUCGGAUAUGACCAGGUGAAUUGGUGGUUCCAUUUUCGCUUCGCUAAUAAAUGCAGAUGUUAUCUCACUCGUCUGGUUAUGAGUAGGGGAGUAGGUAUGACAUAUUACUAACGUUCCAAAUAUUUGAACUCAGUUUAUCAAUCUUAUUACAUUGG
This is a messenger RNA of Annulohypoxylon maeteangense, 1533 nucleotides long. RefSeq names its product ribosomal subunit 39S-domain-containing protein. NCBI's taxonomy places the organism in Eukaryota, Fungi, Ascomycota, Sordariomycetes, Xylariales, Hypoxylaceae. Gene Ontology annotation, cellular component: mitochondrion. The coding region runs from base 63 to 1271 and encodes 402 amino acids. The record is from RefSeq and is a predicted model, not a curated record. The transcript has 2 exons.